UAUACAACAACACAUGUGCACAGAAUUUAUUCAAAUAGUAGAUUCUUCUAUACCAAAUUAUUAUAUACCACCAACUAUUGUAUCUCAUCAACAAAACUCACUGCCUAUAAUUACUGCUUGUCGAUGCUCACUUGAAAAAAAUAAUCAUUCUUCUAGCCACACAACUUUAGAAUUAAAAAUAAAAGAACAAGACGAUAAUCAUGAUAAUUUACCAGGCACUUCUAAAUCAUUAGUUGAUGAAUUCAAAUCAGCAGAUUCUUCGCCUGCUUCACCUAUACCAACUCCAAUAGAAUCAGUGACCCCUUUAUCAAUAUAUACUCAUAAACUACCAAGUAAUUUCUUCUCCUCCAAUUCACCACCACCCCCUAUUUCACCUAUCAGCUUACUCGCUUCAAAACAAAACUCACCUCUUUCUUCUCCUCGAAUUCAUCCAAAGGCAACAAAAUCAUGUCCAGUUGAAUCUAUUGAAAAAUGUAUAGAAAAACUUUCACUCAUAAGCGAGAAUGAGAUAUCCCAUUCAACAACAGGCACUGGUUUGACUUCAUCGCAUGACUCUGUCAACAAAUCAAAUCAUAAACUCUCAUUACAUGACUUUGAAAUAAAACAAACAGUAGGCACAGGUUCCUCUGCUCGUGUUCAUUUAGCAAAAAGCAGAAAUAAUAAUAAAUAUUACGCAAUUAAAGCCAUUAAUAAGAAAGAUCUUAUAACAAAACGUCAAUUAGAGCACGCUAAUAAUGAAAGAACUAUUUUGGAAAAAGUCUCUCAUCCAUUUUUAGUAAAACUUUGGGGUAGUUUUCAAACUGAAAGUCAUGUUUUCUUAGUUAUGGAUUAUAUCCCGGGUGGAGAAUUGUUUCGACUCAUACGUAAGAAAAAGAGGCUUACAGAGGAUGAAGCUAAAUUUUAUGCUGCAGAAGUAACUUUGGCUCUUGAAUAUCUUCAUAAUAGGAAUACUGUUUACCGUGAUUUAAAGCCUGAAAAUAUUUUAAUUGAUCAUCGUGGACAUAUAAAGUUAACUGAUUUUGGAUUUGCUAAAGAAAUAAGUGAUGUUACUUGGACAGUAUGUGGUACACCAGAUUACAUUGCACCCGAAAUUAUUCGAUCCAAGGGCUCUACAAAAGCUGUAGACUGGUGGAGUCUUGGUAUCUUGAUUUAUGAAAUGAUCUCAGGUUAUCCACCAUUUACUGCAGAAAAUCCUGUUGAUCAAUACCAAAAGAUUCUUGAGGGUAAUAUUACAUGGCCAAAUCAUAUGAGUCCUGAAGCUAAAGAUUUAAUACAAAACCUAUUGAAAACAAAGCCUUCUGAAAGAUAUGGUAAUUUGAAAGAUGGUAGCGAUGAUAUUAAGAAUCAUUCAUGGUUUAAGGAUAUCAACUUUGAGAACCUUGUUACUCGAAAUGUUACUGCACCAUUUAUUCCAGAACUUAAUCAUGAUGGUGAUACCCGUUGUUUUGCUUAUUAUGAAGAGCCACCACUACCUUACCAUUUGAUACAAACAAAUGAUUCUUAUUGCACUCAUUUUGCAGGCUUUUAAUCCUAUAUUUAUUACUACUAUAUAAUCUUAUACAUAAUAAUUUUUCAUUGUAAAUAGUUCUAAUAAACACAAUUAUAUCCUUUUUUUUAGAAAAAAAAAAUCGUGUAAUAACAAGGCAAACUAUUAAUAUAAAAUAAAGUUUCUUUCUC
This is a messenger RNA of Cokeromyces recurvatus, 1677 nucleotides long. Its product is annotated as kinase-like domain-containing protein. The transcript has 4 exons. The record is from RefSeq and is a predicted model, not a curated record. Gene Ontology annotation, biological process: peptidyl-serine phosphorylation. The coding region runs from base 14 to 1528 and encodes 504 amino acids. Gene Ontology annotation, cellular component: cAMP-dependent protein kinase complex; nucleus. Gene Ontology annotation, molecular function: ATP binding; cAMP-dependent protein kinase activity. NCBI's taxonomy places the organism in Eukaryota, Fungi, Mucoromycota, Mucoromycetes, Mucorales, Mucoraceae.